GCGUGGGCGUUCCUGCCUCCGCCAUCAUGCCGGGGUGGUGCAGAAACUCCGCGACGAGGAAAACCCUAAGCGAGCGGAAGAAGUAGCCAGGACACCCCGGUACCUUUCAGCACCCGUCUCUCCGUCCGUCCGCGCACGCGCGCGUCCAAUCCUGCGUGAUCUCUACGACAGAGCCGAGCUCGUGCACCUCGCUGCCCUCCUUCCUCUUCAUCCUCCUCCUCCUCCUGAUCCGGCGAACGGAGCGGAGCCGCACCGAGUGAUGCUGCUGCUGCUGCGGCCCGCGCUGCCCUCCUAAAUCACCACAGCCCCAUGAACAUGUCCAACGCAGUCAUGGGUCUAAACCCCACCGACAGGUUCAUCAAAUCGGUCCCGUUCCCGCUGAGCCACAGGUUGAGUAUGCGGGAGGUGUUCGACUGUGAGGGAAAGCCACGAGUGGACCUGCUGAAGGCUCACCUCACUAAAGAGGGCCGUGUGGAGGAACCUGUCGCCCUGCGCAUCAUCAACGAGGGAGCCUCCAUCCUGCGACAGGAGAAGACAAUGCUGGACAUCGAGGCUCCCGUUACAGUGUGUGGAGAUAUUCACGGGCAGUUCUUUGACCUGAUGAAGCUGUUUGAGGUUGGAGGCUCUCCAGCUACAACGCGGUACCUCUUUCUAGGGGACUACGUGGACCGAGGUUACUUCAGUAUCGAGUGUGUUUUGUAUCUCUGGUCACUGAAAAUCCUCUACCCAAAGACGUUAUUUCUGCUGCGGGGAAACCAUGAAUGUAGACAUUUGACUGAAUAUUUCACAUUCAAACAAGAAUGUAAAAUUAAAUACUCCGAGCAGGUGUACGAUGCGUGUAUGGAUGCGUUUGACUGUCUGCCGCUGGCAGCUCUGAUGAAUCAGCAGUUUCUGUGCGUGCAUGGUGGUCUCUCACCCGAGAUACACACGUUAGAUGACAUCAAGAAGCUGGACCGGUUUAAAGAGCCUCCAGCCUUUGGUCCCAUGUGUGAUCUUCUGUGGUCGGAUCCACUAGAGGACUUUGGCAAUGAGAAGUCGCAGGAGUAUUUCAGCCACAACACUGUCCGCGGCUGCUCGUACUUCUACAGCUAUCCUGCGGUGUGUGAGUUUCUACAGACUAAUAACCUGCUCUCAGUGAUCAGAGCCCACGAGGCGCAGGACGCAGGUUAUCGGAUGUACAGAAAAAGCCAGACGACAGGCUUCCCCUCUCUCAUCACUAUCUUCUCCGCUCCCAAUUACCUGGACGUGUAUAAUAAUAAAGCUGCUGUGCUAAAAUACGAGAACAAUGUGAUGAACAUACGUCAGUUUAACUGCUCGCCACACCCUUACUGGCUGCCUAACUUCAUGGACGUGUUCACCUGGUCCCUGCCCUUCGUAGGAGAGAAAGUGACUGAGAUGUUGGUGAACGUCCUUAGCAUCUGUUCAGAUGAUGAACUCAUGAAUGAUGGCGAUGAGAUCUAUGAUGCAAAUGCUGCAGCCGCGCGUAAGGAGGUCAUCAAGAACAAAAUCCGUGCCAUCGGCAAAAUGGCCAAAAUGUUCUCAGUCUUACGUGAGGAGAGUGAGAAUGUGUUGACUCUGAAGGGUCUGACCCCGACCGGCAUGCUGCCCAGUGGAGUUCUUUCUGGAGGAAAACAGACUUUACAGAGCGCUACCAUCGAGGCCAUUGAAGCCAUCGAGGGGGUUGAGGACGGAGAAGCUAUCCGUGGUUUCUCCCCGCAGCAUAAGAUCAGAAGUUUUGAGGAGGCGAAGGGUCUGGACCGGAUAAACGAGCGCAUGCCGCCGCGCCGCGACGUGCUCAACAGCGUGGGGCUGUCUAUGGGCCGCAUGAACAUGGCCGAGUCCAACGGCACCGACGACAACAGCAACCUUCAGUGACUCCUCAUCAUCAUCCUCCUCCUCUUCUUCAUCCCCGUCUGUGCUCUCGCUCUCCCUUAUUUUUUCCCCUUAUUCCAUCCGUCUGCAUUGCUGCUUUUUUUUCUCUCUCCCUCUUCACAGUUGACGACCAGCUGUGGUUUGAGAUGCGGCCUGAGUGAACUACGGAUGAGCCAGAAGUGUUUUUAUUUGGAUUUGAAAGGGAGGAUGUAAAAAGCGUGUGAUACUGGGAGGAAGUGCUGGAGGAAGUGCUGGAGGAAGUGCUGGAGGAAGUGCUGGAGGAAGUGCUGGAGGAAGUCCUGCUCUGAAGCUCGGUCUGGUCGUGAUUUAGUGAAGAGGAAGAGAGAGACGAGUGUGUGUGGGUUGUAUAAUGACAUAUUAACUACAAACUGAUAAUAGAGUGUUGGAGCGCUGUUUUCUUGGAUAAGUUUAUGUCUGCUUUCUGUGUGUGUGUGUGUGUGUGUGGGUGUGUGGGUGGGUUGGUUGACUUGUGUAAUUACAUUGUAAGGAAGUAGGCUUAAUCACAGAAGACUAUUCCUCUUUUCCUGCCUGCUGGAAACUGAAUAUUAUGGCGUCUGCGAUAUUCAUUCACUGUCAGAGGAGUGUGUGUGUGUGUGUGUGUGUGUGUGUGUGUGUGAGUGUGUGUGAGUUUGAGUGUGUCAGGGCUGUCAGUUUCAUUAAAAAAUGGGGGGGGGGGAUGGGGGGCCUCUGUUCUGGCUGCCAACAUGGACAUGCUGCGAGAUAUUAAAGAAUAUUUAGUACGUACAGCCCAGAUUACAAUCCUGCUCAGCAUGACAGCUAAUGAUCGAUAAAAAAAAAAAAAAAAAUACUGUCACACUUUUAACCUGAUAAACACAACAGCAAUCCAAGAAGUAGGAAGAAAUGUGAAGUUUUUCCAUCGUGAUAAAUUCAGCAUGUAAGGGUGUAACACAAAGCCAUUGCAGACCCCAGGUAGAGCACUACACGCCCGUGAAUAAGAGUCUGCUGGAAAUGAAUAGAGAAAUACGUGAUAAUUGAGAUGUAACCAAAUAAGAUAAGAUAAGAUAAGCUUUAUUGAUCCCACACUGGGGAAACUCCUUCGUUACAGCAGCCCAAUUACACACACACACACACACACACACACACACACACACACACACACACACACACACACACAAAAAAAAAAGAUAGGAAAGAAUACACAUUAAAUAGGAAUAGAAUUGAAAAAGUGUCUAAAAAUAUAUACACAAUAGGAAUGGAACAUAAGAAUAAUAGUAGUGAAAAAUAAUAAUAAUGGUAAUAUGUACACUAUGAACACCUCAAUGUAUGUACAGAUGAAUACAAAUAUGAAUAUAUACAGAUCAGUAACACCUCGUGUAUAUACAUGAAUGGAUUAUUGCACAGUUAACAAUAGAGGGUGAGCAACAAAUAAUAAUAAAUGAAUAAAUGUUCAUAUCGCGGAAUUAUUGUGAAUGUGUAGGUUGAUGAUGCAACACAGCUAGCAGUGCGGAUUGAACGGAGAGUAUAUUUCUAAACAGAUACGGUUGUUGUUGUUGUUUUUUGUUGUUCGUUCGUUGUUAAGAAAGCUUGCCAGAAAGGUUCACCGGAAAUCAAGUUGAGACCAGAUCCCAUCACGGAAAGUCACGUGGUCAGCUUGGAUGGGGUUUAAAUUGAACAACUAGUUUGUUUAUAUUCGCAGGAACAAACAGGAAGAUACAAAAAGUAUAGAUUUGUGAGUGGGAUUUAAAAAAACAACAACAACAAUAAAAACAAUCCCAUGCAUAUGGUUUUAGGUUUCAUAUUUAAAUGAGACAUUAAGAAGAAGAAGAAAAAAAACAAACAUAGCCACACCCAGUUCAGAAUUAAAUCUGAAUACAGACACAGAUAGUAGUGUUGUGUUGCGUCCCUAAUAUUUUCACUUUUAGCAUGUGAGAAUAAAGUUUCAUGUAAAUAUCGUGUUUAUUCAAAGCCCUUUUAAAAAAAAUAAAAUAAAUAACGCCAGCAUCAAAAAGUCUGAAUACAUUUUAAUUCACAGAGUAAAAGAAAACGAGGUCCUAAACAAUCACACAUUCAGAAUUGUCUCAAAUUUCAAUGGUAAAAUUUGAUCCGACAGCCCUACUGUGUGUGUGUGUGUGUGUGUGUCUGUCUAUAUAUAUAUAUAUAUAGUAUAUACUUUCUCAGUCUCUAGCUCUUCUAUACCAUGUUUUGCUACUAGUAUUUAACAGAUUAGCCUCCAGUGCCGUUCACUGAAGACCAGGACUUGACAAAAAGACGCCGUUCAUGUUUACUCGUCCGCUCUGUGCGAUGUUACGCUGCUGUCGCCGCGUUUUACUGAAACCGCUGUAAUCACUCAGCCGUAGGACCCGAACACCUGCUGGACUCAAAAAGAGACGCACACAUUCACAUACCAUGUUUAUAUCUGUAACAGUCGAGGAGGAUCAGUGGGAUUAGGAGGUUCUGGCAUUUAUGGACAUUCACACACUGACAUUCUUUGUGCAAAUAUAUACCUACUGUAUGGUCUCAAUCAGGUCCUGGCCUGCCCAGCUGCAAAAGACUGAUCCGGCUACCGCGUAACAAGCCUUGGGAUCUUGCUUUGUAAAUAAACUGUAAAAGGUUUGUUUGUUGUUUUUUUUUUCCACAUUGAUUUUUUUCUAUUUAAGUGCACAUGAUUUAUUUAUGUUUAUUUUCAUUUAGAAUUUUUUUUGUUUUUUUAUGGUUUGCUGGUUUACUGUUGCUGUACAUUUCAGUGACAACGCUUGUGAGUUUAUUAUUUAUGAUUUCUUUUGUUUCCUCUCCUCUGUCCGUGUACAGAAGUCGUUCGGUUGCGUGAAUGAUCGUAAAACUGUUUGAAAAAGCCAUCCAGGCUGCAUGACUGCAUGGGAAAAUUCAAACAUGUCAAGCAAAUACAGACGCGCCUUCUCGCGUCCUCAUGUUUUUAAGAAGAUAUAUUCCAGUCAUCAUUAUUCUCUUCGAUAUUCUUCUUGUUUAUUAUAAAAAUGAGCUUUCUGCUGUUUCUGGCUUCUCUUCUCAUUUGGUCACUCAUUGUAUUUUACUUUAAAACUGAAAACUGAAGCGGUUCAUGAGUUAUUUGUGAUUCUCUCUCCUUCUUUCUCUCUCUCUAUCUCUCUCUCUCUUUUUCGUAUUUUUCUCUUAGUUUUGACAUUUUGACUUUUGAUCUACACACAGUGUACGCAUGCCCCAUGGGACAAAUCUCUUUUUUUACUCUUGAAUAAAAUAUGCAUGGACCUUUAG
Ictalurus punctatus (channel catfish) is the source of this 5103-nucleotide messenger RNA. RefSeq names its product protein phosphatase 3, catalytic subunit, beta isozyme (gene ppp3cb). Gene Ontology annotation, cellular component: cytoplasm; cytosol; calcineurin complex. The record is from RefSeq and is a predicted model, not a curated record. NCBI's taxonomy places the organism in Eukaryota, Metazoa, Chordata, Actinopteri, Siluriformes, Ictaluridae. The transcript is spliced from 14 exons. Gene Ontology annotation, molecular function: calmodulin-dependent protein phosphatase activity; calmodulin binding. Gene Ontology annotation, biological process: calcineurin-NFAT signaling cascade. The coding region runs from base 310 to 1875 and encodes 521 amino acids.